GGAUUCUCGCGUUGGCCUCGUAGACGAUGCUCGCCACCGCGUCCCGCCGCCGCUCCACGGGAAGUUCCUUGGGAGGGAGAGAAAGAUCAAGAGCGCCGAAGAUCUUGUGGACUUGCGCGAACUUUUGCGGCUCGCUCGAGGAGAAGUAAGGCGCAAAGACGCACUCUCUGGUGCAUUUGCGCCGCAAGAGCUUACACGCGGCGCAGGGGGACGAAGAAGAGGAGCGCGGAGGCGAGGAAGAGGAUGAGGAUCCCGGCGGCUUCGCCGCCGCCGCUCGCGAUUGGUGGUGGAGCUCCAGCGCUGCGAAUUGCCAAGAAAGAAUUCGAGAGAUUGGAUCGAUUUUUCGAUCGCUUCCCCGGAUUGAUUGAAGAGGGAGCCAAAGUGAAAAGUCAAAACCUUGCGCGAUCAUGAGGCCCCGUUGACUAAAUGUACUUCAACGGAGGAGAAUCGCGGGGAAUAUGCUUCUAGAGCUGACAGUUAUUUAACUUUCGCGGGGAUGAGCAGCGAAGGCGACAAUGAGAUUGACAACGCAAAUGCGAGCGAAGAGAAUGAAGAGGAGAGCGAUGAUGAUUUCAACUACGAAGAGGAGUUGGAAUUCGAUAGCGGCUCCGAGCCUGACGAGACGCAGUCGGAGGAUUUGGAUGCUACGCUCAGAUCGCUCGAGAAGCUGUCUUACAUGCUUGGCAAAGGCAAGCAAGGGACGGAUGCCGCCGUCACGCGCAAGCCGGAAGUUGCCGACGAUUUCGUGAGGAACUUCUUGAUCCGGAUGGGCAUGACAAAAACAGUAGCUACAUUCGAAACAGAAUGGUACCAGAUACGAGAGAAGAAACGAAUUCUAGACAGCCAGAUUGGACUCGUGCCUGAUGAGUACGUGAGGAGCAUGAAACAGGACGAAAUCGUCACCAGUUUGCAGCACCAGCUCAAGCAGGCAAAUCUUCUGGCACAAUACCGCCAUGAAAUGCUCGAGAAGCUCCGAAGGGAGAGAAACGUCCACCGUAUGCACCACCGGCGCAUCGCCCAAGAGAAAAACAGGCUCAUUGUCGACGUCAAGAGGCUCAGGAAGCACUAUGCACAGUACGAGCCGAUCAUCCGGGAGCUCAAGAAGAAAUACGACACGUUAAUGCGGACCAAAUCCAUGAUAGCUUUGGAGCGAGACAGGCUUCAAGCGCUGCUUGCGGCUUCCGAAUCUGGCUCCGAGUCAUCCUAUGGAACUGGCACUGUUUCGAGCAAGGCCAAGUCCGCCAAGGACUUGGCCGCAAGGAGCAGCAGCAUGUCCGGCCAGAUCUACCGAGCCGCCGACCCUCUCUCAAUCCCUCGAGCCGUCUCGGCUAUCUCGCAAGAGCCCACCAUCGUCAAAACUUUCGUGCUCCAGAAGACUUUCAAAGGCCAUACCAUGCCGAUAAGCAAUGUUGUUCUUCAUCCAAAGAAGCCAGUUGGGGUGACGGCGUCAGAUGAUUCGACCUGGCAAAUGUGGGGUCUUCCCGCUGGUGAUCUGAUCAUGACCGGAGAUGGACACAAGAGCUGGGUGGCGGGUAUCGAUUUUCAUCCAAAUGGGAUGCAAUUGUCUUCGUCAUCUGGAGACUGCACAGUCAAAGUAUGGAGCUUUGAAAAGGCCUGCUGCAUACACACAUUCUCGGAUCACACGCAGGCUGUUUGGGGAGUUUCGUACCACAACAGCGGUGAAGUUCUCGCCAGUGCUUCCAUGGACCACACCGCACGCAUCUGGGACCUCGUCAGCAUGAAGUGUAGAGGCACGCUCAGAGGUCACGUAGACUCGGUAAAUGGCUGCAUUUGGCAGCCUUACAACAGUAUUCUUUGCACGGCUUCCAGCGACAAAACCGUCAGCUUGUGGGACGCGCGCUCCUCGCUCUGUGUCCAAACGUUUUACGGCCACCAAAGCUCUUGCAACCACGCAGCUUUCGACCCAAAGGGAGAGACGGUGGUGUCUGUCGAUGCAAAUGGGAUCGUAAAGAUCUGGGACAUUCGCAAAGUUGCCGAGUACGCCACCAUCGACGUUGGGCCUCAUCCGGCAAACAAAUGCGCGGUGGACAAGAGUGGCUACGUCGUCGCGAUCGCAAGCAGCGACAGUACCAUCAAAUGCUUCCAAACUUACGGGGAGGUGGUUCCAAUUCGAGAGUUUCAAGGGCACACCGACGCCGUCCAGGCAGUGGUGUUUGAUCGAGCUGGGAAGUACAUGGUCUCGGCUGGGAGUGAUUGCACCUUUCGCAUCUGGGGGCCAUAGUGGACUUUUGCUGACUUUACUCAUUGGCUUUCAAAAAGGGAAUUUGACUAUAUAGUUGAAUGAAUGUCCUAAAAAGAAAGGUUGACAA
Molecule: messenger RNA, 2330 nt
Organism: Selaginella moellendorffii
Lineage: Eukaryota; Viridiplantae; Streptophyta; Lycopodiopsida; Selaginellales; Selaginellaceae
Product: flagellar WD repeat-containing protein Pf20
Exons: 14
Coding region: 497-2242 (581 amino acids)
Molecular function (GO): protein binding
Source: RefSeq, a predicted model, not a curated record